AUGAAUAUUGAAAAUCAUUCUUCCCUCAAAUGUCAAAUACUGUUUUAUUUUCAACUUAUAAAUUUACUGCUUAUCAUAACAUCUUCAAAAUCAUAUUAUGUUCAUUACAAUUUAAACGACAAUAUGAGCGAUAUGUGGCGCACGAAUUUGAAAUCCACCAUUAUUGAUUAUUUACCAUUGAAUAUUGAACAAUUCACUAGUCUUACAGGCUAUACACCAACACUAAGGUCUGAAAUGUAUAUCUCACCAAUUCAAAUGUAUCAUGUGUAUUUUGAAGAAGAUGAUGAACCAAUUCAUUUGUUAUGUUGGAAUAAUAUGAGACAAGAUUCAAUGUUCACUGACAGUUUAAAUUCAAUGAAUGCAUUAAAUUAUCAUGGUGUUUGGUAUGUUUCAAAAGGUUCUGUAAAUGAGUUAAAAUUGGCCAGAGAUGAAGGUUAUGAAAUAUUAAAUGGAAUGCUUAGAGUCUAUCCAGAUGAAGCAUAUAUACGAAAGCAUAUAUUAUUUAUAUGCUCAUAUCAUGGAAAUCAAUCGAUAAUUCAAACAGUACAUCAGUUAGUUUAUCAUGUACCAAGACUAUUCAAUGAAGUGAUGUAUCUACGAGUUCCGCAGAUGGUUUCAACAACACAAAAUGCAGUUUCAAUUUUAGACAAACAAAAUGAAGACAUUUUAAAACAGCAUAUCAUACAUUCAUUAAAACAAAUGUUUGAUGCAGACGAAUAUUCUAUUGAAACAUUGAAUCACCCGCUGAAUCUAACAGAUACUUACAGUGUAAAUGACAAUCCUUCAGAAACUUAUAUGAAUUUUAGAAUAAGACUCAAUGAAAGUCCGAAAAAUAACAAUGAAAGUAUACAAAGCUUUAAUGCAAUACCACUGAGUAAAGUGAAGCGAUUAAAAUCAUGGUUGAAACAAUUUGAAGUAAUUCAGUUAUGUACUCCUGUAAUACACUAUGAAUUAUUCACACCUUCAUUUUGUGAAGAUUUCAAUAAUCACACUGUUCGAAAUCUAACCAAUGGUGUAAAAUCAGUUAACAAUAAUUUCAAUUUAUGCGAUAUUCUCCGCCAUAAUGGAAUGAUAACAAUAAAACAAGCCAAUUAUUUUACGAAAAAUACUGAGCAGAAAUUCUCUUUGAAAAUGAAAAGUGUUCAUGGAUAUGCUUGUAUGCUACAACUGGAAUGUCAAUGGUAUACCUGUAAAUUUUUUCUAAAAUUUGCCAGUUAUUAUAGAGUUACAGUUAAUUUGAAUCUAACAUCCAACAUUGAACACAUUGAAAAUUCAAAAAACGCUCCAUUAGUAAUAACCUUUAAUCAAAACAAACCAACUAGAAAUGGAUCUUGGAUUCAAACAAUUAAAUUCUUUAGUGGUGAUAAUAAGUAUUUAUCAAAAGUUGUACUUUAUGUGAAUGAAACAUUUCAUUUCAAUAAAUGUCCAUGUGAAAAUGUCAGGAUUGUUCAACAUAAAUACAUUGAAAAAGUUAUGUAUAUCUCACCAAUUCAAAUGUAUCAUGUGUAUUCUGAAGAAGAUGAACCAAUUUAUUUGUUCUGUUGGAAUAAUAUGAGACAAGAUUCAAUGUUCACUGACAGUUUAAAUUCAAUCAAUGCAUUAAAUUAUCAUACUGUUUGGUAUGUUUCAAAAGGUUCUGUAGAUGAGUUAAAAUUGGCCAGAGAUGAAGGUUAUGAAAUAGUAAAUGAAAUGCUCAGAGUCUAUCCAGAUGAAGCAUACAUACGAAAGCAUAUAUUAUUUAUAUGCUCAUAUCAUGGAAAUCAAUCGAUAAUUAAAACAGUACAUCAGUUAGUUUAUCAUGUACCAAGACUACUCAAUGAAGUGAUAUAUCUACGGGUUCCACAGGUGGUUUCAACAGCACAAAAUGCAGUCACAAACAAACAAAAUGAAGACAUUUCAAAACAAUAUAUCAUGCACUCAUUAAAACAAAUAUUUGAUACAGACGAAUAUUCUAUUGAAACAUUGAAUCACUCGCUGAAUUUAACAGAUACUUACAGUGUAAAUGAAAAUCCUUCAGAAACUUAUACGAAUUUCAGAAUAAAGGUCAAUGAAAGUCCGAUAAAUAACAAUGAAAGUAUACAAAGCACUAAUGCAGUACCAUUGAGUAAAGUGAAACGAUUAAAAUCAUGGUUAAAGCAAUUUGAAGUAAUUCAGUUAUGUACUCCUGUAAUACAGUAUGAAUUAUUCUCACCUUCAUUUUGCGAAGAUUUCAGUAAUAACACUGUUCAAAAUGUAACCAGUGGUGUAAAAUCAGUUAACAACAAUUUCAAUCUAUGCGAUAUUCUCCGCCAUAAUGGAAUUAUAACAAUAAAACAAUCCAAUUAUUUUACAAACAAUAAUGAGUGGAAAUUCUCUUUGAAAAUGAAAAGUGUUCAUGGAUAUGCUUGUAUGCUACACUUGGAAUGCCAACAGCAUAACUGUAAAUUUUUUCUAAAAUUUGCCAGUUAUUAUAGAGUUACAGUUAAGUUCAAUCUAACAUCCAACAUUGAACACACUGAAAAUUCAAAAAACGCUCCAUUAGUAAUAACCUUUAAUUUAAACAAACCAACUAGAAAUGGAUCUUGGAUACAAACAAUUAAAUUCUUUAAUGGUGAUAAUAAGUAUUUAUCAAAAGUUGUACUUUAUUUGAAUAAAACGCUUCAUUUCAAUAAAUGUCCGUGUGAAAAUGUCAGUAUUGUUCAACAUAAAUACAUUGAAAAAGUUAUGAUAUUUACCAAUCAGCAAAUAUUACUGUAUCCCAUGUAUUUUAAACAAAUAAAUAAUCGACAAUGUGACCGCCAUUUUCAUCAUCAGUCAAUUCAAACAAGUAAAACAAACUUCGUUCAACGUAUCAAUAUUGAUGCAUUGAAAUGGAAUAAAGAAAAAUUAUUUUGGACAGUCAAUUUGAAACUAUGCCUUAGUAAAUGUAUUGCUGAGGAGUUCAUGAAGAAGCCAACAUGUUGGACAGGUGAAUCCACUGAGCUGUGUUCACAAGAUCUUAUAACAUAUAUUGAUCCAUCAAAGCACAUAGAGGGUUUGAAAGAUGAAUGUUCAUUCAACAAUUCUAUAGAAUAUCAUGAUUUAUCUAUUCAGUGUUCUUACAAUGGUACUAUGAAACAAUUUUAUGACCGCCAAUUAAAUUGUCAAUGGAUUAAACAGAAAUACAGACCACCAGUUAUUUUACGUCAUAUUACUGAAACACAAAUGAUGCUAAGGAAAACAGUCAAAGUGGGGAAUCAUUUCAUAUCAAAGUCAAAUUGGAAGCGAAGUUGCCCAUUAGGAUAUUAUCGUGAAAUGUAUAUCAAUACAACUGAGUGUAUGCCUUGUCCACCGGAUCAUUUCGCUGAUGAGUCAACUUCUGCCUACAAAUGUAAUGCAUGUCCUAUGCGUCAAUCAACUACAAAUGGUAUUUCAGGAGCAAUAUCUAUACACUGUUUAGCAAAUCAGAAUCAAAAAAUCAGUAAACACUUUUUACGGAAACGUAACAUACUACUUAAAGUAGCAAAACGAAGCAUUCAACCAGUUUCUAGUAAUACUGAAGAAGAUAUUAAAGAACAUUUAAUGAAAUGGUUACAACCUGAUGAAGAGAGACUGAAAUUACAAGAUGAUGCGAUCAAUAUAUUCAAGGAGUUGAACUGUCUAGGAUUCUCUUCACAUGAAUUAUUCCUAAUGAUAAUAAUAUCGAUUGGAAUUGCAUGGUUCGGUAUAUGCUUAACAUUCAUUUUAUUUCUCAGUGUACAAGAACCAUUUGGUUAUCAGGUGGAUGAAAGGAAAUAUGCUAAGCGUAGAAGCAAGUUGACGAAAAUCUCUGAUUCAAUUGUAAAUUUGAUGCUAUUUUUCAUAGAAUCAGUACUAUGUUUCCCAUUCCAUUUAUGCUACGGGAUAAAACGUCGUACAAGUAAUGUAGCAUUUAAAUUUAAGAAAAAUGACUUUCUUUUACGCCUGUCAACUGUUAAACGUGAAACUAUGAAUAUCUUUCGUCAAGAAUUAAUCUAUCAUGAAUUAUUUGAAAUGAAACAAACGACGAUGUUACAAGAUAUUCUAACCGAUUUGACAAUUGAUCGAAUAAUUGAAGCAAACCAGACAGAACAAAUAGAAAAGUCUUUAAGUCAAUGGACAGCUGGUUCAACAACAACAGUAACAGAUUUGAAUGAUCCGGAUGAACGUUGUGAAAAUUCCAUCAUUACUAAACGCGUUCAACGGAACUGUGAUGUAAUGAAACCAUAUUUUCGUAUACCAAGACGUUAUAAUCCAGCCUACUUUUUAUUUCAUACGAAAUUUUGGCGCCAAUUCAGUAGACCACGUUCAAGAUUCAAUGCACCAUUUUAUCCGUUGCAAAUUAAGCGGGAAGAUUUAAGAUUUAAUUUUAAUGUUUAA
Molecule: messenger RNA, 4356 nt
Organism: Trichobilharzia szidati
Lineage: Eukaryota; Metazoa; Platyhelminthes; Trematoda; Strigeidida; Schistosomatidae
Source: the annotation of a GenBank genome assembly